This is a messenger RNA of Pleuronectes platessa (European plaice), 2416 nucleotides long. Its product is annotated as transcription factor Sp3. Gene Ontology annotation, molecular function: RNA polymerase II cis-regulatory region sequence-specific DNA binding; DNA-binding transcription factor activity, RNA polymerase II-specific. Bases 478 to 2394 code for a protein of 638 amino acids. Lineage: Eukaryota; Metazoa; Chordata; Actinopteri; Pleuronectiformes; Pleuronectidae. Gene Ontology annotation, biological process: regulation of transcription by RNA polymerase II. The record is from RefSeq and is a predicted model, not a curated record. The transcript is spliced from 8 exons.
AUAGAAAAAAAUCGACCCGAAUUCACCGAUCAACACUAGCCCGCCUUUGAUAAAACAAUCAUGUUCGGAGUUCUGUAGAUCCGAUUAGCCCGCCGCGUGCCGCCCGCCGCGCUAUGACCGACCCGCAAGCGUUCCGCGCGUCGAAAAGCGCGACUACUCGGUGAGUUUGUCCGGAAAACAGCGACGACUGCCGCGUCUUUUUAUCUCCUGCUCCGCGGCUAACUAGCUAGAUAUGGUUAGCUAGCCGCGCAGCUAGCAGGCUAGCCACGGAGUUGACAAAGUAAACAGUCGAUCUGGGCCCGAAUCUCCCCGGAGCACCUUCCGCAAAGUUGCAUUUCGCCGCCUGCCCCCUCUGGACCGGAGCGUGGGGAUGCUUUGCGGGCUUUUCCGGCAGCCAGGAGUCGAAGAUUACAGAGUUUCGCCGAGUUCCCCCCUCGCUCCCUGCUAGCGCCCGAGCAGCCGCGGAAACAAGGAGAAAUGGCGUCCGCGGACGUGGACAGCAGUCAAAGCGAGUUCCUGCAACCCGGCGGCGCUGCGGAAACACAGACGACAGAUAUGUCAGCCAUUCAACUGACGGGCGACCGAUGGGAGGUGUUGACUCCUGUCUCCUCCGGGAAGGAGGACCAGGGAGUUCUUCACAUUCAAAACUCGGGCAUCGUCACGUCCAACGGGCAGUACGUGCUCGGGGGUCUUUCCAACCAGCCCAUCUAUGUCACAGCAUCCGGGAAUGACGUUUCAGCCAAUGGAGUGUCAGGCAUUCAGUAUCAGGUCAUCCCCCAGAUCCAAAAUGCCGAUGGGACCCUCUCAGGGUUCUCGUCACACGGGAUGGACGAUGGCACGGGGCAGAUCCACCUCCUCCAGGACGGCACUCAGGUCAGCAUCGGGACCACAUCGACCACAGACCUCCUCACUCAGGCGGGGCAGGUGCAGUCGAUCCAAGGCGUCUCGCUGGCUGGAGGGACCUCGUACACCAGCUCGGUAGGCCUCCCCGGCAACAUCACGUUCGUCCCCAUAAACAGUGUGGACCUGGAGUCACUAGGGCUCACGGGGGCGCAUACGGUCCCCAUCGCAACCGCGGUGACCCCCGAGGGCCAGUUGAUCAUGAGCAGCCAGGCGCUGGAGAGUCAGACCCAGGAUACCAAACACUCGCUGGUGACGGUGAGCCACGCCAACCACGAGCUCUACGUGCCAACCACCACCACCACCUCUUCCAACUCCUCCCAUCUCAUCGAGACCAUCGACGGCACCGGGGUCCUGACUCAAGCAACCGCCGUGUCCGCAGGGGUGUCCGACCCUUCCUCCUCGGAGAACUUCAACUCCCACAACCACCUGCAGCACAUCCAGGUGUCGUCGUCUAACGCCACCACGAUGUCCCAACCCAUCCUGCAUCUGUCUGGGGACGGUCAGGGCCAGGUAGCCCAGGUGGCUCAGGGCCAGGACCUGUCGGGACAGACUCUGCAGAGCGUGCAGCUGGUCAACCCCGGGACCUUCCUCAUCCAGGCCCAGACAGUCUCUGCUACUGGACAGAUUCAGUGGCAGACGUUCCAGGUUCAGGGUGUUCAAUCACUCCAGGGGCUCCAGUUGCCGCAGGGCCAGGGUCAGGCCCAGCAGUUGACCCUAGCCCCGGUUCAGACCCUCCCUCUGGGCCAAGCAGGACAAAUGAACCUACCCAACCUCCAGACCGUCACAGUCAACUCCAUCACACAAGGCGGAAUUCAGUACACGCAUGGAGAUGAUGCCAACAGUCCAAUAGGUAUACAGAUAAAAGAGGAGCCCGACUCUGAGGAGUGGCAGCUGAGCGGAGACUCCACUCUGAACCCCAGUGACCUGAACAACCUGCGCGUGCAGAUCGGAGACGAGGACAUGGAUGCGCAGAGCGGGGAGGGCAAGAGGCUGCGCAGGGUCGCCUGCACCUGCCCCAACUGCAAAGAGUCUGGAGGACGAGGUUCAGGCAUGGGGAAGAAGAAGCAGCACAUCUGCCACAUCGUCGGCUGCGGGAAGGUUUACGGGAAGACGUCCCAUCUCCGAGCUCACCUGCGCUGGCACAGCGGGGAGAGGCCGUUCGUCUGCAACUGGAUGUUCUGUGGGAAGAGGUUCACCAGGAGCGACGAGCUGCAGAGACACAGGAGGACACACACCGGAGAGAAGAAGUUUGUGUGCACAGAGUGCUCCAAGAGGUUCAUGAGGAGCGACCACCUGGCCAAGCACAUAAAGACUCACCAGAAUAAAAAGGGCGGGGUUCCGUCCGCCACGUCCCCGUCCACCACCGACACCGUCAUCACAGCGGACGGCACCACGCUCAUCCUCCAGACCGCCACCGCCCACGACCUCAUAGCCAAUCAGGAGAUCCCCUUGCAGCUGGUCACCGUGGCGCCUGGCGAGGUCAUGGAAUGAGGGGGUUGAACGGGGGGGGGGG